This is a messenger RNA of Lactuca virosa, 2128 nucleotides long. NCBI's taxonomy places the organism in Eukaryota, Viridiplantae, Streptophyta, Magnoliopsida, Asterales, Asteraceae. The record is from the annotation of a GenBank genome assembly.
CACCAAUCGAGUCAUAUGUAAUAGCUAAGCAAUUUCCCUUUCGAACUAACUCUCUUUCGCAUACCGAGUGUGUGUUGUGUUUGAUGCUUCAUCACCAAGAAAAAAAGAAAAAGCAAUACCCCCUUCAUCACGUACCCCAAAUCCCCAGAUCAAAUAUUAUAAAAUUUCAAUCAGUUAACUAUAAAAUCGCAAUCGAAUCAAUCACGGAGAAGAGAAUUUUUGAAAAAUUGGAGAACAGUAAGAGUUUGUACCUGUACCUGAAACCACCAUGGACGACGAUCAAAAUCAAAUCCCGGUGUUAGACCUCCGGCAAUUGAAAGUCUUAUCGGCGCUAGGUCGAGGAGCCAGGGGCGUCGUGUUUCUGGUCCAAGACGAGUCGUCCAAUGGAGAUUUGUUUGCUUUGAAGACGAUUUUGAGAGCUUCCAUUAAGAAGAAUGUUAAGAAGACAGAUAUCAUUGGUAAUGAGAGUAAGCAGAUUUUCUUUGAGCAGGAGGUGUUGCGACUAUCACAGCAUCCAUUGCUACCGAAACUUCGUGGAGUUGUAUCCACCGAGAAUAUCGUGGGGUACGCCAUUGAUUAUUGUCCCGGGCGUGAUCUCAAUUGCCUUCGUAAGAGACAAACGGAGAGAAUGUUUUCCGAUGACAUAAUCAGGUUUUAUGCAGCGGAGUUGGUGAUUGCAUUGGAGUAUCUUCACGGAUUGGGGAUCGUUUACAGAGACUUAAAGCCAGAAAAUGUAAUGAUUCAGGAAAACGGACAUCUAAUGCUUGUCGACUUCGAUCUAUCAACCAAAUUAUCACCUAAACCUCCGUGCGAAGCUCGAUCACCAAAAACCACGCCGUCGCUGUCACCGACGACAUCCGAGUCAUCAACGAAUAACAAAAACCGAUUUUCAUUUUUUUCCAAUUGUUGUCGCCCGGCCAUUCCGGCGGAGGACUCGGUACAUCCCACCGCCGAGUCAGUCGACAACUCAGUCUCAGAACCAAAUUGCGAGCCUCGUCACUCCUUCUCAAAAUCAAACUCCUUCGUCGGAACGGAAGAGUACGUUGCGCCUGAAAUGCUACAAGGAAACGGCCAUGAUUUCUCGGUGGACUGGUGGUGUUUAGGCGUCGUUUUGCACGAGAUGUUGUACGGGAAGACGCCGUUUAAAGGAAUAAACCGAAAGGAGACAUUUUACCAAAUUCUGUCGAAGACGGCGGAGGUCGUCGGAGAGCCGACGCCGUUGAGAGACUUGAUUCGAAAGUUGCUGGUGAAGGAUCCGAAACAGAGAAUAUCAACGACAGAGAUCAAGGGCCACGAUUUCUUCCGGGGAGUUGACUGGGAAGGACUGUUACAAAUCAGUAGACCACCAUUUGUUCCGGGAACGUCCGAUGAGGAUGUGGAUGUGGAUGGCAUGGAUGUAAAUAAAAUCGAUAUUGAGGCUUUUGUUCAAGGAGUGUUUCAAGUCGAUGAUUCUGACGUCCAAAUCCGUGAGAAGGAACAUGACAACGCUUUCUUGCCUUUCUAACAGAUUUUGGCGGUGAUUCAAUACUUUUAUGGGCCGGCCCAAUAGGGUGGGCAAGCUGGACGACCGCCCCGGACCUCGCCAAAUCUCGGGGCCCCGUAAAUUUUGAUUACUAUAUAUAUGUAGCUGAUAUAAAAUAUAAUAUGCAAAAUAUAAACAGAAGUAACUUUGGUUGAGAUGGUUAAAGUGCUUUUGUUGAGUUGUGCGAGGUCUUGUGUUCCAACUUUUUGUGUUCAUAUAUUUUGGAAUUUUUAUCAAUUUACUUGUUAAUCUAAUACAAGGCUAAAAGCCCAACAUCGUAGUUAGGUUUUUUUUGCUUCUUAAGAGAUGAAGUCGACACCUUUCCAAGAGAUGACGUUUCAGUUUUCAAUAAGAAAUUAUGACUAUUUGAUGUUACUCGUAAUACACGGGCUCACAUCAAUUUUCAAGAAGGCAAAACAUAAAUGGGCGAGCAAGAAACCGAAAAGCUGUCAUAUUAUUUUCAUGUUGUUCAAAUUUGGGUUGCUCUCUUCCCUGGUGGAUUUUUUGACCAUGUAGACGGUAAUGCCCCUGGUUCCAUUUGGCUCUUGAUAUGCUUGUCUUUCUCUACGAUGUUUUACAGUUUUCUCCUCCUGAGGUGGAAGUGUA